Messenger RNA from Aureococcus anophagefferens, 2811 nucleotides. RefSeq lists its product as hypothetical. Gene Ontology annotation, molecular function: transmembrane transporter activity; polygalacturonase activity. NCBI's taxonomy places the organism in Eukaryota, Pelagophyceae, Pelagomonadales, Pelagomonadaceae. The coding region runs from base 81 to 2789 and encodes 902 amino acids. The record is from RefSeq and is a predicted model, not a curated record. The transcript is spliced from 4 exons. Gene Ontology annotation, biological process: transmembrane transport; carbohydrate metabolic process.
GCACGCCCGCUACUUCCGCCACCAUUCUCCGGAACAACUCGGGCGACCUGGGCAGCCGGCGGGCCGCCGAUGGUCGCGGCAUGAGCGCGCCGCCGGCGCCGCGGGCGGCGGUCGUGAAGCGGCGCAUCACGCUGGCCGUGCUCACGCUCGUCAACAGCACGAACUUCUGGCAGCGGAAUCUGCUCUACGCGCUCGCGAGCGUCUGGCCGCCGAACUGCCUCGACACCUGCGAGGGCGCGACGUUCGUGCCCAUUUGUAGCAGCUGCGGCGCCGCGAGCCUCGGGAGCGAGUCCGAGGACACGUGCCGCGCGUGCCAGGAGUGCCGCAUCGAAGAAGAAUCGGAGUUCUACAGUUUACGGGAUGCCGCGUGCAUGUCCGACGCCCAGUACGGCCUGCUGGCGUCCGUGUCGUUCACGAUCAUGUUCGCGGCGAGCGGCUUGGUCGCGGGCCACCUCACGGAUCGCCUGGACGCGCGGAAACUGCACGCGGGCGCGGUGCUCGUCUGGUCCCUGUCGAGCUUCGUCAAGGUCGUGUCGCCGAAUUUUAAACUGUUGGUGUGCAUGCGCCUCAUCAUGGGCGUCGCCCAGGGCUUCAACGCGCCCUGCUCGUACCCCGUGAUAGCCUACCACUUCUCGAUGGCCGAAAGAGCGACGGCGAACGGCAUGUACUCCAUGGGCACCUACUUUGGGUCCGCGCUCUCCACGUUGUCGCUCAUCUUCGCCAUGUGGGUCGGCUGGCGCAUGACGACGACGGCGGCGGUCGUCGUGGGGAUUUUCGCCGCGGCGCUCUUGUACCUGACGGUCGACCGGCCGCCGCAGCGCUACGGCGCGACGGACGGAAGCGAGACCAUGGUCAAGGCCAUCGGCAACGCCGUCCGCUACGUGCGGCGCACGAGCCGCUUAGCCGUGCUCUACGGUUCCACAUCCCUGCGCAUGACGGCGACGGUGAGUUUGUGGACGUACCUGCCGAGUUACUACGCGCGCGCGUUCCCGCGGAACGAGGUCGCGUUUUCUCUGAUCUACGCGUCGGCGACGCUGGUCUGCGGCGCGUUGAGCUCGUCGGUCGGCGGCGCCAUCGCGGACCGCUGGGCGAAGACCCACAGCGGGGCCCACGGCUUCCUGCCGGCCGUGGGCGCGCUGCUGAGCAUCGGUCCCACCGCGGCGAUGUUCUACGUGCCGUCGUUCUCCGCGUCCGUGUGCUGCCUGCUGGUCGUCAUCCUGCUGUCCGAGUGCUGGCUCGGGCCCUGCAUGGGGCUGCUGAUCAAGGACGUGCCGCCGCACAUGACGGGCACGCAGGUCGCGCUCCUGCUGGUGUGCAACCAGCUGUUGGCGUCGCUCGGGCCCUGGGCCAUCUCGCUCGCGGACGACGGCUCCGCGGACAUCCGGCGGCCGAUCCUGUCGGUGGUCGUGACGUGCUGCCUCUGCAGCGGCGUCGCCUUCGUGGGGCUCGGCUUCAUGCACGGCGAGGAGACCGUCGCGCAGCAGCGGCCGACCUACGUCGUCGACGACGACCACCGCUCCGUCACGCUCCUCCCGGGCCGGGACCUCAUCAACACGGAGACGGCGGCGCUCCUCGCGAACAAGACGGACCCGCCGGACAAGUACCUGCGGCGUUUCGCGCGUCGCGGCGCGAAUGUGUCCGUGUCGCGCCACAUGGCGCUCACCAUCGGCGACGCCACGCACAACGUCUUCGACUUUGGCGCCGCCGGCGACGGCGAGACCGACGACACGGCCGCGCUGCAGGCGGCCAUCAACGCCUGCGCGAAGACCGGCGGCCUCGCCGUCGUGCCCGCCGGCCACACCUUCGUCAUCACGAGCGUCACCCUGAACGUCUCCCACACGGGCCUCCAGAUCGACGGCGCGCUCAAGGUCGCCGACCGCGACUACUACACGGCCAAGGCCGAGGGCAAGGACGUCAUCGUCAUCACCAAGGGCAUCACGGACGUCGCGAUCACGGGCACCGACGGCUUGAUCGACGGCGGCGGCGCGGCGUGGUGGCCCCACAAGGGCGACUUCCGGCCCCACAUGGUCGGGAGCGACCGCGCGACGCGGCUGCUCGUGCACGGCGUCACGUUCCUCAACCCGCCGAGCCACUGCCUCGAGCUCAGCGCGGCCUUCGUGGAGCUGAGCCACGUCAACAUCUUCGCGCCGCCGUCCACCGACGCGCCCGUCGUCUCCCACAACGCGGACGCGUACGACGUCCACGGCGCGUACGCGUACGUCCACGACGUCAACUUCACGACGGGCGACGACGACGUCGCCUUCCACGCGAACCACACGCUCGUCGAGAACUCCUACUUCGGCACGGGCCACGGCGCGUCCAUCGGGAGCCUCUGCGACGCCUGGGUCACGAACGUGACCGUGCGGAACGUCGUCUUCCACGGCACGACGGCGGGCUGCCGCAUCAAGACGCGGCCCAAGUGCGCGGGCCGCGUCUGGGACGUGCUCUACGAGAACCUGACGAUGACGGACGUCGAGAUGGUCUUCGAUAUUUCCAUGUUCUACGACAACGACCACCCCUACCCCAAGGACAAGAAGACCACACUCAAAAUCGAGGACGUGACGUUCCGCGACGUGACCUCCGCAAACCACAAGUUCUCGGGCUCCUUCUACUGCGACGAGGACAGCCCCUGCGAGCGCCUGACCUUCGACCGCGUCCACCUCGUCACGGACGACGCGUGGACCUGCAAGCAGUCGCGGAGCGGCGACGCGUGCUGCAGCCACUCCAAGGGCACCGCGACGGACGUCCAGCCCGCCGGGCUCACGGACUGCUUCGCGCACUCCCUGUGACCUUUUUAAGUUGUGCCAUGUU